Molecule: messenger RNA, 1556 nt
Organism: Microsporum canis CBS 113480
Lineage: Eukaryota; Fungi; Ascomycota; Eurotiomycetes; Onygenales; Arthrodermataceae
Product: vacuolar ATP synthase subunit H
Exons: 3
Coding region: 132-1556 (474 amino acids)
Biological process (GO): proton transmembrane transport
Cellular component (GO): vacuolar proton-transporting V-type ATPase, V1 domain; fungal-type vacuole membrane
Molecular function (GO): proton-transporting ATPase activity, rotational mechanism
Source: RefSeq, a predicted model, not a curated record
CACCAGCAGCUAGUUAAGGUGCAUCAAGCCUCACAUUGACCGGAGUAGCAGGCUGCAGCUCUACUACAAUCGAACAGACCAGCUAUUCACUUUACUCCCGCGGUCCAGGCUUAUCCGUUGCAGCAUCCGUCAUGUCUCUCGAACCACCCACGUACCUCACCUCGCUACAGAACAAUAUCAGAGCUCGACCGAUACCAUGGGAGGGUGCAGUGCGAGCAGGGAACAUCACAGAAGAACAGCUUAGGCGGGUCAAGGCAGUUGAUAAGGUGCGGAAGGACUCAAGACAGAAGACUAUCGAGAAGGACGUCAAUGCGUACACUUCAUUGCUGGCCGGUAAUGGGUCGGAGAAGAGCAUCCUGGAGUCUGCCACUCGACGGACGGAUAUAAUACAGUACAUUCUUGUCCUUGCUGGAGACUUGAUUAGCGAUGUGCCAGCUUUAACGUCAGCUCUAGUGGAGAAUAACGAGAGCUAUCGACACUUCUUGCCUCUUCUCGCCAACUCAACGAACUCAGAAGAUCCGAUCCCACUGCUCACAUCGUCGCUACUUGCCAAUCUUGUCUCGGCAUCGCUGAGAGCCACUCCCAAGACAUCACCAAAGGACGAGGUAGCGCUUCCCAAGCUGUUCUCUUAUCUGUCUACUUUGACCAAGAGUGCGGAUACAGGGCUACAGGAUAUCGGGGUGCAGGGAUACUCUGCUCUGCUUAGGACGAAGAGGUCGAGAGAGAUCUUCUGGAGGGAGAGAAAGGAUACCGUCGAACCACUGAUUGGGAUUCUGCGCGCGGCGGCCGGGGCAACCAGGGACAACGGGUCUUCCCUGGGCGGUAGUCGAGCUGGAGAAGCUGGUAUCAGUGGUGGUGUUGGCAUCCAGCUUUUAUACCAUGUCUUACUUGUACUGUGGCAGCUCAGCUUCGAAGCGGAUUUGAUCGGUGCCGAAAUUGAAUCGGAACACGAAAUGAUCGCACUGUACACCAACCUGCUGAGACUCUCACCCAAGGAGAAAACCACCCGUCUGCUACUCUCGACGCUCCGUAACCUACUAUCCAGCAGCAAAGCCAACCUUUUGCCCAAUGCGGUGGUGGUCCGCCUACCAGCGAUGCUAAGCAACUUGACCAGCCGCCACCUGAGCGACCCGGAUCUGCUGGAAGACCUGUCUGCACUGACAGAGAUGCUGGAAGAGUAUACAAAGAAGCAGACGACGUUUGACGAGUACGCGGCGGAGGUACAGUCCGGCCACCUACGCUGGUCCCCACCGCACCGCAACCCGACUUUCUGGCGGGAGAAUGCACGACGGAUCCUAGACGAGGAUGGGAGCAGCCUACCUAAGAAGCUGGCCGAGAUCCUGUCGAAGGACUGGGAGACGGACAAGCAGGUUUUGGCCAUUGCGUGUAACGACAUAGGGUGCCUGGUAAGGGAGGUACCAGAGCGACGACACCAGCUGGACAGGCUGGGCCUGAAAGCACGGGUGAUGGCCUUGAUGACCGAUCGGGACGAGUCAGUGAGGUGGGAGAGUCUCCGGGCUGUAGGGGAGUGGCUGCGAUAUACGUUUGAAGGCUGA